AUGAACUUCGUCCAACUGAUCAACCUGAACUUUAGGCUUCCCCCGAACGUCAAAUUUGAGACUGACGAUAUCGAGCAGCGCUGGGUCGGCCGUAGGAAAUUUGACUUCAUCUUUUGCCGCUACAUGGGCGCCUCAAUCAAAGACUGGCCCAAGUUGAUGAACAACAUUUACCACCACCUCGCCCCGGGAGGCUGGGCAGAGUUCCAGGACGUCAACACCUCCUUCUACUCCCAAGAUGGAACAUACACAGAGGACACGGCCACAUGUAAGUGGAUGACCGCCUUCAUGGAGGCAUGCUCGGCAACACGCCGCGAUCCCAGCGUCGGGGCGAAGUUGGAGGGCUGGGUCAGGGAUGCCCAGUUUCAAAAGGUGGUCGCGAACCGUGUGCGGGCACCGCUUGGCCCUUGGCCCAGGGACCCUUGGUAUUGUGAACUUGGCAUGAUGAACAUGAUUCUGACGCUCAACGGGCUGGAGGCUCUGUCACUGAAGCUCUUCUCUGAGAUGCUUGGAAAAUCGCAAGCGGAGAUCGAGGCGCAGUUGUCCAACGUCCGAGAAGAGUUGAUGAGCAAUUCAUUUCAUGCGAUGUUUGACAUUCACGCUGUCUAUGGUCAGAAGCCGGUUAACCCUUGGUAA
Molecule: messenger RNA, 633 nt
Organism: Colletotrichum destructivum
Lineage: Eukaryota; Fungi; Ascomycota; Sordariomycetes; Glomerellales; Glomerellaceae
Product: Putative S-adenosyl-L-methionine-dependent methyltransferase superfamily
Exons: 3
Coding region: 1-633 (210 amino acids)
Source: RefSeq, a predicted model, not a curated record